UGCAGCUGCAGCCGCCGCAGCCGCCGCCUCUCCCGGCCUCCAGCCUCCGCUGUCCCUCACCCCAUUGCCAGGCCAGCCCUGCGCUGCUCCCCGGUGCCACGGCGGGGGCCUUUGCACGGCGAGUGAACUUCGGGGGCAAGUCUCAACGGACCUCCCCAGGCUGACCGACCCGCGGGCGAGCGCUCAGACAGACCGACAGACCGGCAGCCGGCGGGCAGCAUGGCGGUGGAAGAAGAGGGGCUCCGGGUCUUCCAGAGCGUGAAGAUCAAAAUCGGUUCUUCCUUGGGUCACGUUAUAACUUGACUGGAAAAUGGGGAGCUCAGAGUGGAAAGCACUCCCAGUCUAUGAGUUUCAGUAACGUCGGAGGACUCAGGAUUUGUGCAGCCCAUGAAUGCAAGCAGCGAGAAACAAAAAUGGUUUGGGGGCUGUUCUAGGUGCCUCAUAGAAGCACAAUGAGAGUGCACUGACUUUGCUCUCCUGUGGAGUCGAAGGAUGGCAAGACAGAUGAAUGGUGAAGCCAAAAAUCUUCCCACUUACCCGGGGCCAAACAAGAUGCGAGAUUGCUACUGCACUGUGAACCUGGACCAAGAGGAGGUUUUCAGGACCAAAAUAGUGGAAAAAUCACUCUGCCCCUUUUAUGGAGAAGACUUUUACUGUGAAAUUCCUCGGAGUUUUCGACACCUCUCAUUUUACAUUUUUGAUAGAGACGUUUUCCGGAGGGAUUCCAUCAUCGGGAAAGUGGCCAUUCGGAAGGAGGACUUGCAGAAGUAUCAUAACAGAGACACCUGGUUCCAGCUGCAGCACGUGGACGCCGACUCAGAAGUGCAGGUGAGACCCCCUCUGCCAACCAGCAGUGCCAGAGCGCUGGGAACAAAAGUCCUUGGAGGACAUCGGAGGUCUUUGGGAAUGGAACACAGCCUCUGUUUGCGGCUGAAGAAAUAGUCACGUGUGUGUUUUGGUCUUAACAGGGAAUGAUGUUUAGCAAAUUUGUGUGUUCACCUGUUUACACUAAAUACAGGCUCACUAGCUUUCGCUGUUCCUUUAGUUAGGGCCUCACUUUGUGAGGCGUGAUAGCCGCAGCUUUAAAGUAUGUAAAAUGAGAAAGGGUGAUGACACAUAAUUGAAGGUAAAGAAAAAAUAUGGGUAAAGAAAAAGCUGUGGGGUAGGAUUAGUACACAAAGCUUUAUACCCUGUAUAUUUGCUAGAGGUGGGCUGCGUAUUUGUUUCUAGGCUUCCUGGCAUUCAAAGCAAAGAAAGACGUAGAGCUGUAAGAAUUAGCCCGUCUAAACAAAGAAUGGGCUUGUCUGAAAUCAUCCCUGGGGACUCACUCUGGCUUGCCUGGACAAUGCGCCAAAUUGGGACUUAUUUCCCCACACCUUGUCCAGUGGAAGGAGCUUUCUUCCACAAGCCUCCCCAUCCCCUCACCCCGGCUCAGCUUCCCACAGGACUAGGGAUUUCUUCCCCUAGCAGGGGAGACUGCAGCUUCCACAGGCCCUGAGGUCUCCAGGUUCUGAGUAGCUGGCACUGUGAGACCCCUCCUAUGAGCAGCUGGUACACAAAGCCACAGUGCUGGGCAUCGGGGAGGCUGUGUGGCCCUUCACUGCUGAGGUUACUCUCGGACUUGCCCGUAAGAGGGGAGAGCAGUGGGGGGCAGAGUCACUCUCCUGGAACACAGACCCAUGUUGAGUGUCUCACAGAACACUCUGCCCAGCUGGAGAGAGGGUCUGUGUCUUCUCUUUUCCUGUAGUCCCUGGCUUGUGUGUUUCCCCUUGUAAAGCCUAUUUCUUAACCCAUGCCAGUGGAAUUCAUCCUGAGCCCGGGUCUGUAAUGGAAUAAUUACAAAAGGACUCACCAUGACCAAAAAUUACAGAGGUCCUGAUACUGAGAUGCAAAAGCAUUUUCAUCUGUAGGUCCUUAUAAAGAUGCUAGGGCUGUGGCUGCGAGGCAUAUGGCUAAGAGCGUGGUCUUUGGCACAAACAGAUCUGGAUCAAAUCCCAGUUCUUUCAUAUACUAGUGAAAUGACAUUGGGGCAGUUGUUCCCUCCAAGCCUCCGUUUACUCAUCUGUAAAUGGGGAUUUUGUAAAGAGUGGUUGGGAUAACUUACGUGUAGCUCAACAGUGCCUAACACGUGCUAGAUAGGUAGAUAGGUAGGUAGGUAGAUAGAUAGAUAACUACUGUCGAAUUGACUGGGACUCACGGUGACCUUACGUACAACAGAAUGAAACACUGCCCCAACCUGUGUCACCCUUUUGAUCUCUGGCAGGUUUGAGGCCAUUGUUGUGGCUACUGUGCCAGUUCAUCUCGCUGAGGGUCUCUCUUACCCUCAUUGGCCCUCUACUUCACCAAACGUGAUGUCUUCCUCUAGCAAUUUAUCCCUUUCUGGACGUGUCCAAACCAAUUGAGUAGGACAGUGUUCUGUGGUGAUCCAUAGAGCCUUCAUUGGCUAACUUUUGGAACUAGACCACUAGGCCUUUUUUACUCAUCUGCCUUAGUCUGCAAGCUCUGUUGUAACCUGUCCACCAUGGGUAACCCUCGUGGUAUUUGAAAUACUAUUGGCAUAACUUCCAGCAUUGUAGCAACACCCAAGCCAUAACAGUAUGACAGACCAACAGAUGAGUGCAGGUAACAUAUCAUAAACUGAAAAACAAAACCCAUUGCCAUUAAGUUGAUUCGGAUUCAUAGCGAUCCUGUAGGACAGUGUAGAACCGCCCCAUAAGGUUUCCAAGGCUGU
Molecule: messenger RNA, 2731 nt
Organism: Trichechus manatus latirostris (Florida manatee)
Lineage: Eukaryota; Metazoa; Chordata; Mammalia; Sirenia; Trichechidae
Product: ras GTPase-activating protein 3-like
Exons: 6
Coding region: 493-942 (149 amino acids)
Source: RefSeq, a predicted model, not a curated record